Xenopus laevis (African clawed frog) is the source of this 2695-nucleotide messenger RNA. It is a transcript of the gene c6h10orf67.L, whose product is annotated as chromosome 10 open reading frame 67 L homeolog. The coding region runs from base 555 to 2273 and encodes 572 amino acids. The transcript is spliced from 17 exons. The record is from RefSeq and is a predicted model, not a curated record. NCBI's taxonomy places the organism in Eukaryota, Metazoa, Chordata, Amphibia, Anura, Pipidae.
GUGGCGAUAUAAAUACAUAUUAAUAAUAAUAAUAAUAAUAACGCUACCCACAACCCUGGUCCAAUGCUGUAAACGUUUAGUUUUAGCCUUUUAUUAUAUAUAUGGGUUUUACAACUGGUUUGGGGUUCCUUUAAUGGGAAUUUGGCUUCCCAUAGCCUUCCUACUGUGUUGUAACCCCCUGAUAGGGUGUAGCCUAGGGGCAUGGCAAAUACAACCCCUAGUGAAGGUGAGAUUUUCACUCUUAUACCAUAGUAAUUCCUUCUCUACGUCUAAUUGAAAAGAUUCACGUUUAGAGCACUACAUUCUAUGGUGCCUUUAAUCUCAGGUGUAACGCUUUAAUAGGCUGUAAAUAGAAUGCACCAGAGCAGGACAAGGCCAUAAAUAACAUUUUCUUUAGCUAUAAUGUUCUACAUUGCCUGACCGUCCCUAGGUGGCGCUUUGCCUUGAAUUACACCGAGGUGAACCAUGUUAUCGAUUAACGCGCAGCGCCACCUGGUGAUUAUCACGGAAGUCCCUGUACUUUUUGCCGGCACGAAACAUGGUACUGAAUAACAAUGGUUAUUCGAGAAACGGAAGUUACAGCUCUCCACCUUUCCGCCUGCUUGUUGUCAUGGCGACGGACGCUGGAGACCCAGCGGCAGAGAAUUGCCAGAAGAAGCAUGAUGGAGUCCAGUGGGAGUUCGGCGGGAGUGAAGUGCGCGCUCCCAGAGGAUACGGAGGAAUGUUUUACCAUAGAGAUGCUACUGAGGCCUUCAAUUUCAGACCAGUUGCGAGUGGGCUUCUUUGGAACAGAUCAUGCAACUCAAACAGAUGUAAGCGAAGUUCUGGAACUUAAAGAAGUGACCGGUGUGAUGCAAUCCCUUGUCAAGUCUGUGGAUGAUCUGAAGAAAGAUAUUGUUUUCCAAAAAAAUCUCCUGCAAGCGGAAUAUAAACAGAAGAUUGAGGAGCAUGCCAUGAAAAUGUAUGAACAAAUGAACUAUACAGUACAGGAUCUGGAGGAGGUGUACAAAAAGAAAGUAUCCACACUGAGGAAGAGCUACCAGCAGCAGCUGAUCGAUAGCCUUGCAGUAAUAAAGGCAAAUUAUGAGGGUUCUCAUUCAGGGAGCAAAGUCUUUGAUUCAGGAGAUGCCUCUUCUGCUAAAGUCCAGGCAUUAAAAAAGAAACUAUUUGAGAAAGAUAUUUUCAUUCAGUCCUUGGAAGGACGAAUUGCAGAGCUGGAACAAAGUGAUCACCCUAAACAGAUAAUUUUCGAAGCAGAAGAUGACCCAGAAAAAAAGCGGCUGGAAGAAGAAAAUAAAGAAAUGAAAGGGAAAAUUGAUGAGCUGUAUGAAAAUGCUCAGAAGCUGGAAGAUGUUCUUAGACAGAAAGAGAAGCAGAUUCGCUUGCUAGAUCUGGACGUGGGUUCCAUGAAACAGAAAAUGGAGAAAGACCAACAGACCAUUGAAAAGUUGUCUUCUGCUCAAGAGAAACUGAAAAUUGAUCUUGAAAAUGAGAAAGCAACCGCAGAAAAACUGCUUAAUCAACAGAAAGACGAAAUGGAAAAGUUAUUCGAAGCAAAGCUAAAGGAACAAGAAACACAGUUUAUUCAACAAAAACAAGAUAUUGAAGGAAUAAUGAGGACAAGGCUAAAGGAAAAGGAAAAAGAGCAAGAUCGAAUGCAACAAGAAUACGAAAGUAGAAUACUUGAAGAGCAGAGACAAAAACUGAAGCACAUUCAGGAAGCAGAAUCUAUGAAAAGAAAACAGCAAUCAGCAAAGACAAAGAGCCCUCCAGUUAAGUCAUCAGAUGUGAGCAGAGAUACUGAAAUGCUACUUGCUCAGCUUAAGAAACUUGCAACAGUUAAAGAAGAGCAAGAAAAAGAUAUAGAACGGCUUCGAAGGGAGCUGGACCGGGUAAACAGAACAUGGGAGAAGAAAUUUGAGAUCUUGAAACAAAGCUUUCAUGCUAUAAAGGAUGAAAUGUUCCUGAGACAGUCCCUGCAGCGUCAGUCCUUGAGCCUUCAGAAAGUAUCAGUCAGCUAUAUGCAGACAAAUGAAAGCAUAAGCGAAAUUCCUUCAGGCGUUGGUCCAAAAAAUAGCUUCUAUUUUCCUGCAAAUCCUUUGCCCCAAAUAGGAACCAAGACGUCUCCAAGUCAGUUAACUCACAUGGCCGACAGCUACGCAGAUUAUCAAGAAAAAUACAUGUCCACAGAGAACGAGCUACAGGUUGUGUCUGAUGAUGAAGAGGAUCUAGAAGAGGUUCAUCCUCUCCCACCGCCUCCCAAAAUAAAUUAAUCAGGAUCCACCUUCAUUAUAAAAACACCAAAGCAAAUAAAUAUGGCAAAGAGUUUUUUGGGUUUUUUUUGUAUGAAACAUCCAGCUAGUGGCCAUUUCUAAACUUGAAUAAAAAAUGUAUAGAUGUUGCCUCUAAUGUACGACAACAUUUUGAUUUGAUUGUGUGCCUUAUGUUAUAUAAUAGUGUAUGGUACAAUGUGUCUCAGUCAUGCAAUACUGUGGCUAUGGUCCUUAUCCAGCUUAGUAACUGAAGAUACUGGUUAUCAUCUUUGGUGUCUACAUAUAAAACAAUAACAUAAUACUAAAGUAUGAUCUGUAUAUGUGUGUGUGUGAGAGGAUAUAUAGAAUAUAUGUAUAACACAGACUAACGGGGGAAUGUAAUAAAAAUCGCUAACGGAAAAACUAUUCGCAAUGCGAAAAGU